UUUAAUUCACGUGCACUUUCAGAUUUGUGUAGUUGUUAUUUAAUCUUAUCGGGCCUACUUUUUAGGAGAUGGACGUAGAACGUGUCCUGGUGUCUCUCAGUGCUGAGACCUGUGCCUUCCCACCAACAGAGGAGCUGGUGGAGUCCUCACAAUGGUUUGCCACUCCAAAAGAAAAAUACACAUCGUCUGAGAGACAAACAGAUCUGCUGAGCACUUCCCCACUGCCCCUGACAGCCUCUCCCCGUGCUGCCCGCAGAGGACCCGUUAAGACUGGUGGAAGUAUCUUUGUACUGGACCAUGGCUGGUGGACGCAACCCAUGAGAGAUGCCAUUGAUGGACUCCUAGCAAAGCACCGUGGGAAGAAAGACAUGCUGAAGCAGGUGGAUGCUGACUAUGCUGCCCUUGUGCACAGAUCUUGCAAAGACCCCAAUAGUCUCCUUCAUCCAACCAUAAGGCAGCAUAUCUCUCGGUAUGUGAAACACCUUGCCAAGCUAAUAAACACCAGCUCCUCUUUGAACACCAGCCCAGAGAAGCUGUUGGAGACUCAGCAGCUUUGGCAGCAUCUGACAGAAGGCAGUGAGACAGUCAGCGUACCAGUCACAGUCUUGACACCUGCUCCUGUAAAUCCACCAGUGGUGAGUCCUUCCCAGGAUGCUCCUCUGACCCAGGCUACACUUGCGACGAUGGUGAAGGAGAUUGUGGAGAGGCAGCUAGCAGCUCAGCAGUUGCAACAACAACAACAGCCAAAGAAAACCAAGAAAACCAGGACUUGUCUCAGUUGUGUGCAGCCAAAGUCUCGUUACCUUGGCGACGGCUCCUCUGUCCAUUUUUUUUUUAUCAGUCAGCAGAGGUGAAGUACUUUUACUGCUCCAAAAAAGUCUUCAUGAUUUACGCAGCUGAAGGACUCACCAAUCCCAGAAUGUGCUUUGAGGAUUUGCAUCAACUGCCUUCUUCCAACGGGAGCUCGAAGCCUCAAAACAGACAGGGGCAGAACAAAAGAGGGAACAGAAGAGAGGAAAAAGAGGAAAUCUGUAGAGCUUCAUCCUCCUGGUCGCCUGUGCAGGUCCUGUCAUCUGCCUCUCAAACAAGGCCCCAAAAGCCCUCACAUCCAUGCCUAUUUCCCUGGAGUCCCAGGAAAGUACAUUUACUGUCCCACCAAGGUUUUGUCCAUGUACCAGUCCCAGGGCAUGAUGGGAGAGAUGACUUGGACUGAGUUCCAGAAGUCUGCAUUUUAUGAGACUGAAAAGCAGAGAUGGAUGGUGGAGAAACGGGUGUAGAACAGACACUCACUCAUUCAUUCACACACUCACUCACUCACUCACAAAGUUAGACAAAACUGAUGUUUUCAGUGACACUCACACUCAUACUGUCAGUUGGCAGUCAAAUGUUCUGUUGUCUAUUUAUAUUAUUUAGGUCUUUGAAUAUAUUCAAGUAUAUAUUUGAUAGUACUUUAAUGUUUUUUUUUUUG
This is a messenger RNA of Myxocyprinus asiaticus (Chinese sucker), 1468 nucleotides long. RefSeq lists its product as uncharacterized. The transcript has 2 exons. The coding region runs from base 69 to 854 and encodes 261 amino acids. The record is from RefSeq and is a predicted model, not a curated record. Lineage: Eukaryota; Metazoa; Chordata; Actinopteri; Cypriniformes; Catostomidae.